CAGCUUUGCCCAGGCUUCUACGCCGCACAUGUCACUAGGUGGCGAAUGUCAAAUAUUUACCCCUGAUACCACAGUACUCAUAAGGCCGCAUAAGCCCGCUCAGCCACACUCGACAUUGCUCUGCAAACGACUCCAAAAACCAUCCCUCAGAGUACGAACGCAGGGAGAAGCGGCACACCUUCACCAGCGCAAUAUCCAUUCCCUUUUCAUUCCCUGUCACGGAACUAGUAGCUCUAUCCUAGCCCCGACUGGAAGCUCAGUUCUUUGUUCACAUCCGAUACCAUCACCGCGAACGCUUUCCGAAAAUCGUACAGGAGAAACAUCAGCCACGCCUUCUAGCGCCCACUCCAAGGAUCUUUGGAAGGAGAACCUCCUGAACACUAUCCACAAUGGCAACCAAAUACGACUCCAACGCAGCGCCGACGUACCCGCAAUCCCCUCCGCCAGCAGCACACUCACCUUACAACAAUCCCUCCGCCCCAGCUCCCUACUACAACAACCAGCCGCCCGCCAACGCUGACUACUACAACUCCACGCCUGCACCGCAGCAGGGAUACUACUACCCUCAAGGAGGAGCCCAGCAAUACGGACCACCGCAACCUCAGUACGGCCAGCAGCAGCAACCAAUGCAAUACCAGCAAGGUCCGCCACCUGGUGGAUAUAUUGACGGAGAUAGGGGCAGGAGAGGAGGCGGGGCGUCUGCUGGGAUCUUAGGAGGUCUAUUGGCGGGUUUGGCCUGUUGCUGCUGUUUGGAUUGUUUGUUCUAGAUGGCGGAGGAAGGAAGGGAUGAGCGGUUGUGGCGGUUCUACCGGGGCUAGGAGGAGCAGAACGAUACUACACGUUUCAAGUUCUCACUUUUCUUCCUUUUGUUGGUUCGGGGUAUCGUGGGCGACUGAAGAGAAUAAGGCGUCUACUUCGGGCUGAUGCUCUGGUUUUCGGUCGUCGGAGCGAGGUUAGGAACUGUGGAUUGUUUAGUGGGCAGCAGAGGUCCCGGAUGUACCUAGGUAACUUCUGAACAGUCCCUCUCGUCUUAUCAAGGUAGUUCUUCGAUAUUUCACCACGGUGGAAAUAUGGCUAUGAUCUUUUCCUAGAAUCAUACUCGCCAUCAAGCGACC
Westerdykella ornata is the source of this 1115-nucleotide messenger RNA. RefSeq lists its product as uncharacterized. The transcript is spliced from 2 exons. Bases 390 to 767 code for a protein of 125 amino acids. The record is from RefSeq and is a predicted model, not a curated record. NCBI's taxonomy places the organism in Eukaryota, Fungi, Ascomycota, Dothideomycetes, Pleosporales, Sporormiaceae.